AUGCUGCCUUAUUUCCAUGCAUCUGGACAUUUACCUUAUGCUAAGUCUGCGCACUUGUACCUACAAGACAUGCUUCAAUUGAACGAGGUAAUGGAUCCUAGUAUUUAUCAAAGGUUUAGAGAAGGAUUUUUUAUUGUUCGACGUUCUGAUAAACUUUGUUGUGGAACUUCAACAGAUAUGAUUAUUGAACAAUCGAUGAUGAAAUCUAUGAAAACACAUGGGGGCAUUUCUCGAGGAAGAAGUACGAAAGAAAGUGUGAUAAGUAAAUGGGUUUACGGAAUGCAUGCAAUGAAUACUGUGUGUGAGGGGUUGCAAGUUCUUGCUAAUGUUCGAAUGGACACAACAGAUCAGCAUGUAGAUGCAAGUGACUCGCGGCUGAUAAAAGACGCUAAAGAUAUUAAAAAACUUCUAGACUGGUUUUCAUCACAUGAUCCUUUUCCUAAAAUUAAUAAAAUCAUAUCUAUUGCUUCUGGAGUUGUUAUUGAUGAUAAGAUUAAUUGCCAUAAAGCUCGUGAAGUUGGGAUUGCUUCAAUGGCUAAAAUGACAGGUGAAACAUUUAAUAAUAUAAAAUUAAAACGCUCUGAAAAAGUACUCCCUCUUUUAGCUGCGAGUAGCACCUUGAAAGUUCACGAAGAAGAAGUAGCUAUAGAUCCUGUAUUAUUAUUUCAACGCAUGAGUAUCACUGAAGCUUUUGAGGAUGAGAUUGAAAAAAUUUUUGAGUAUGAAUUAGCUCCUUACCCCUUAUCACUUUUCGAUGCAGCUGGAAUGCGUAAAACAACAGUCAGGAAUUUAUGA
Messenger RNA from Diabrotica virgifera virgifera (western corn rootworm), 795 nucleotides. RefSeq lists its product as uncharacterized. The coding region runs from base 1 to 795 and encodes 264 amino acids. Lineage: Eukaryota; Metazoa; Arthropoda; Insecta; Coleoptera; Chrysomelidae. The transcript has a single exon. The record is from RefSeq and is a predicted model, not a curated record.